AAGCCGCUGACGACAAGGGGGAUAAAAAUAUCGGCAUGUCCAACCCUCUGCUGAAUCCUGUGGUUCUCGACUUAGUUUUCGCCCGGCUCUCCAUCCCCGAAUUGAAGCAAGUUCGUUUCGUCUGCCGCGAAUGGAGCGACGUCAGUGCGACCGUGUUAGGAAAGCGGACAUUUCUUAAGGCCAACAAACUCUUCCGCUACGACGGGACCAAUUUAUCCCGACCGGCCGCCGUGGCUGAAAAUUUGAUCCGACGACUCCGUAUCCACUCGGAUUCUUCUCAUUUCCACCCGUCCAUCCCCACCAAGAUGCGUGAACUAAAGUUAUCACCAAGGUCAUGCCCGAGGUUGCUCAACAAUUCACGCAAGAACUGCAGGUUCGCCUCAACCGGAAGAAGCAUAUGACCGGAUUUCUCAAAGGGUUCCGGAAGCUGGAAUCCACAAACCUUCGCCACGUUUCUCUCCACAUCAAUAUGGUCAAGUCGUGGGGCAAGGAAUUUCCGGUUCUGAAAAAACUAGCCGUUCAAUCAACCUUGACCUCUUUCCAGUUUCACUAUGAGUAUUCCACGCGUUGUAGUUCCCGCAGUCAUCUUGCGAUUCGACCCUUCCUCCAAAUUUGGCUUGAUUCCGCACCCAACUUGACCGUCUUGAAAAUCCAGGCUAAUUUCUACCCGGAUCUGAAAGGGUGCAAAAGCAUCAAGGUUUUUGAAUUUAAAUUUAUUAAGAUUUCAUUAUAUAAUGCACGGGGUGCCUUGAAUUUGACCGAGGUGACCGGCAUGCUGACCCAAAUCAAGGAUUCCGUCGUCGAGGUGAAGUUGGAUGCAAUCUGUGACAGUUAUCGUCAGGUAAAAAUAAUUACGACGCAGAAGAUGCGAAGAGAUCCCUGGAACAUUUAAACGGUUAUCGGAUCGCGGGUCGUGCUAUGAGGGUUGCCUACUGGCAAAAUAAGACCACAACAGCCUACCCCCUACGUUUCCCACCUCCCCAUCGCAAUUCUCGCCCCGCUUUGCUCCCGACUCCCUCCCAACUCCCUACUCGGCGACAGGAGGCGACUGUAUGUACAUCACCACCGCCUACUACCACGACGCGAUGGGGAUCAUGCUCGUCUACGACAUCACGAAUGAAAAGAGCUUUGAAAACAUCAAAAACUGGAUCAUCGAGGAGCAUGCCGGAGGAAGUUAUCCUCCAUGUUCCCCGUAACCCCGCACAGCUUCAGAUGGAUCGAGAUAUGCUGAUCGCGCAUCAAUUGGAUUUAGUUUCCAAAUAUUUCAAUCGUUGAUGACGAAAUAAAAUAAAAUCAUAUUUGAAAUAAAAACACGAUAAAAAAUA
Molecule: messenger RNA, 1325 nt
Organism: Folsomia candida
Lineage: Eukaryota; Metazoa; Arthropoda; Collembola; Entomobryomorpha; Isotomidae
Exons: 2
Coding region: 36-401 (121 amino acids)
Molecular function (GO): protein binding
Source: RefSeq, a predicted model, not a curated record